Messenger RNA from Cicer arietinum (chickpea), 1670 nucleotides. Its product is annotated as protein SUPPRESSOR OF QUENCHING 1, chloroplastic-like. The record is from RefSeq and is a predicted model, not a curated record. NCBI's taxonomy places the organism in Eukaryota, Viridiplantae, Streptophyta, Magnoliopsida, Fabales, Fabaceae.
AUUUCUGCUCUAAAGGGAGAUUGAUUUUGCUAAUGAGAAAGUGUUUACUCUUGCUGGAAAUGGGACCAAGGGCUCUGAUUAUAUUGGAGGAGGAAAAGGAGACACUCAGCUCCUUAAUUCUCCUUGGGAUGUCUGUUUUCAUCCAUUUGAAGAAAAUAUUUAUAUUGCCAUGGCUGGCCAACAUCAGAUUUGGGAGCACAAUAUAUUGAGUGGAAUUACCAGAGCCUUUAGUGGUGAUGGCUACGAAAGAAAUUUAAAUGGAUCCAGUUCUACAAGCACAUCCUUUGCACAACCUUCUGGUCUUUCACUGUCUCAAGAUCUAAGGGAAAUAUACAUAGCUGAUAGUGAGAGUAGUUCAAUUCGAGCUGUUGAUCUGAAAACAGGAGGAUCUCGUUUGCUAGCUGGUGGUGAUCCUCUCUUCUCGGAAAAUUUGUUUAAGUUUGGUGAUCAAGAUGGAACAGGCUCUGAAGUACUUCUUCAACAUCCGCUGGGGGUUGUGUGUGGAAAUGAUGGCAUAAUUUAUAUCACGGAUAGCUACAAUCACAAGCUCUCUGAACCCGCAGGAAUUGUUGAAGGGAGCAAUGGGAGACUAUUCAUAGCCGAUACAAAAAACAGCCUAAUCCGAUAUUUGGAUUUGAACACUAAUGAAUUUGAACUCUGUACCUUGGAGCUUAAAGGAUUUCAGCCUCCCAAACCAAAAUCAAGAUCUUUUAAACGUCUCAAGAGACGGCCAACCGCUGACAUGGUGCCAAUUAUUAAUGACCCCAUUUCAUCAGAGGAAGGAAACUUGUCUAUUAAAAUAUCUUUACCAAAUGGGUAUCAUUUCUCAAAGGAAGCUCGUAGUAGAUUCAGUGUUGAUAUUGAACCUGAAAAUGCUGUGAAUAUCAAUCCUCUAGAUGGACUCCUUAGUCCAGAAGGAUCUACAACGCUUCACUUUAAGAGAUCCUCUCACUCUGCUUCAAUCGGAAGAAUUAAUUGCAAGAUUUACUAUUGCAAGGAAGAUGAGGUUUGUUUAUACCAAUCCUUGCUGUUUGAGGUCCCCUUCCAAGAUGGAGUUUUUAACACUGCCCAAGCAGACGUCACUCUUGCCCAUUUUGUGAAACCCAAAAGUUCGACUAGCAACGUACUGCAGCCUAUUGCCCCAUAGCACGUUGAACCAGGUUUUUUACCUCAGUCUCAUGGCAUAAUGACAUUGAGAAAACCGUCAUGUAUGCAUGUAUGUGUUGCUUGCUCACACAAUUUCCAUGUCCCAUCGUGUAUUUAACCGGCGACAUGGGAAUUAGGUAAUAUUGCUGGUGAUUUCCUGAGGGAUUUGUUCUCAGUCAUGGUACACUCCUGGCAACAGUGAUCUGUUGAAUCCAUAAAAUAUCUAUCUUGAUCGCUUCAUGGACUAUAUUUAAUUUGUGCCGUGAAAAGCCGCUCCAAAACUCGAACAGAUUCAACCUGCAUUGCCUAUCCUUGGAAACUUUUGUUGAUGACUGAUGAAAAAGUUGUAGUAAAUGCAUGUCGGGCUCUUUUUUUCCUUACUUACGCCGGCUCAUGGGAAAUGAUCGAAGCUGUCAUUGAAGCAAAUGUUUUCCCAAGACUUGUAAAAUUACUACGCUAAUCUAUCUUUCUUUUUUAGUAACAGAACCAUUGACUUAAUAUAUGUUUCCUUUACCUUUUGUGAA